Papilio polytes (common Mormon) is the source of this 4542-nucleotide messenger RNA. Its product is annotated as intron-binding protein aquarius. The record is from RefSeq and is a predicted model, not a curated record. Gene Ontology annotation, biological process: mRNA splicing, via spliceosome. Bases 90 to 4427 code for a protein of 1445 amino acids. Gene Ontology annotation, molecular function: helicase activity; mRNA binding. Lineage: Eukaryota; Metazoa; Arthropoda; Insecta; Lepidoptera; Papilionidae. Gene Ontology annotation, cellular component: catalytic step 2 spliceosome. The transcript has 27 exons.
ACAUUGACAUUUUGUAGUUUGUUGAUUGUUUGUGGGAUGUUUACCGAUUGCUUUUUCAAUUAAACAGAAAAUUUUAUAUUAUAGUAAUCAUGAAAGCCGACGCUGCAACUCCAUCGGAGAAACCUAAAAUUCCUUUACCAACAGUGUCACAAAUAAAUGCUGAUAGAAUAACACAGCUUGCUCAGCAGUACUGGUCACCACAAACGAAGGACAACCACUUACCUUACGAUGCAACAAUUGUGGAAACAAUCUACCAGACGGAGAUACUUGGAUCUUACUUCUCCGUUCGUCGAAUCAUGAUGUUGGAAUUUUCUCAAUACUUAGAGAACUAUCUUUGGCCUCAUUACAAGACAGGAGAAGCGAGCCAUGCUCAUAUGAUGUCUAUUAUUGUUAUGACAAAUGAGAAGUUUCGAGAAAGAGUGCAGGCAUGGCAGGCAUUUUUGAAGAAACCCGAACAUUUCCCUGGCUUCUUUGAGCAAGUUCUCCGUGCGAGUGUGGCAAAUGACCUAAGCAGUCAGAAUAUGCGUGAACAGACAGCACUCCUAAUGUUCCUCAACCACUGCUUCAGCAGUAUGGAGGUGCAACUCUGUAGGGAUCAGGUCAAGCGACUUGUGUCACUUAGUAUGUGGAUUAGUCUGCAAGAAGGAAGGAGGAACCAAGAGUUCAAACUGGUACCCAAAUGGAAGAAAUACUGGAGAGCGAUACAGAAGAAGGAUAAACCGGAGAUGCUGGAGAAGUUGAACUGGGAGCGGCAUUACUUGCAGCGGCUGAUGAUCAAGUUCAUGCAGAUCUUGGAGACGGUUUCAGAGAUUGAAGAUGUUGAUCCUAAUGUUGUGAGGUACUGCGAGCGUUUCUUAGAGCUGAUGAUAGAUCUGGAAGCGUUGCUGCCUACCCGGCGCUUCUUCAACACCGUGAUGGAUGACUGCCAUCUAGUAGUCAGAUGUCAACUCUCCGCCCUCACGAGGCGACCUGAGGGUCAACUGUUUACACAGCUUCUCCAAAUGCUGAAGUUCUACGCCCGCUUCGAGAUCAGCGAUGAAACUGGAGACCCGAUGACAGACCGGGACAUGACCUUGCAGCACUACUCCAGGAUCACAUCAUUACAGAAAGCGGCGUUUUCGAAGUUCCCCGACCUGCGACUCUUCUCCUUAGCAAAUGUUGCCAGUGUAGACACAAGAGAAUCUCUGCAAAAACAUUUUGGUAAUUUAAGUGAUAAGGCGUUACGUGCAAUCGCUACUUACUUGAACCUGGUGCCGCCGGAAGGUAAAGAAGAUGAUGCACCCUGGCAUAGACUGGACAAGGAGUUCCUUAAAGAAUUAUUGAUAUCUCGACAUGAGCGACGUAUAUCACAACUGGAGGAACUCAACUCGAUGCCUCUUUAUCCCACGGAAGACGUUAUAUGGGACGAGAAUGUAGUGCCUACGGAGAUAUUCAGCGGAGAGAACUGCCUCGCGCUGCCGAAGUUGAACUUGCAGUUUCUUACCCUGCACGACUACCUGUUAAGGAACUUCAAUUUGUUCCGACUUGAGAGUACAUAUGAGAUCCGACAAGACAUAGAGGAUGCUGUGUACAGAUUGGCGCCAUGGCGAGCAGAAGACGAUAGUGUGUACUUCGGUGGGUGGGCGCGUAUGGCGCACCCUAUACAGAGUUUCGCGGUGGUAGAAGUCGCUAAGCCUAACAUCGGUGAGAAGGCGCCUUCCCGCGUGCGUGCUGACGUCACAGUCACCCUUAGCGUCAGGAACGAGAUCAAACAGGAGUGGGAAAACCUUAGGAAACAUGAUGUUUGUUUCCUCAUCACCGUACGGCCUACUCAAGGCAUUGGUACAAAGUACGACUACAGAAGGAGUAUGGUGGACCAGGCGGGCAUAGUGUACGUGAGGGGAUGUGAAGUGGAGGGCAUGCUGGAUGCAUCAGGGAGGGUCAUUGAAGAAGGUCCCGAGCCCAGACCCGAAUUGGACGGAGAUUCCAGAACAUUCCGUCUUCUACUUGAUCCUAAUCAAUACAGAAUGGAUUUGGAUAGUGCUAGCAAAGGAAAAGAGGACGUGUACGAAACCUUCAACAUAGUGAUGCGGCGCAAGCCGAAGGAGAACAACUUCAAGGCGGUGUUGGAGACGAUCAGGGAGCUGAUGAACACGGAGUGCGUGGUGCCCGACUGGCUUCACGACAUCGUGCUCGGCUACGGUGACCCCGGACAGGCGCACUACACCAGGAUGCCAAAUGAAAUCCCUACUUUAGACUUCAAUGAUACCUUCCUGGAUAUGGACCACCUUCGCAGCAGCUUCCCCGGACACGAGAUCAAGGUGCAGGUGGACGACCCGCGGAAACUGGUGCGACCGUUCAAAGUGACGUUCGAGAAUGUGUUGCGGAAAGAGAAGCGUGGUGAGAACUCCAUGGAUGAAGACGAGGACUCGCAGAAGGUGAUUGUGGUGGAGCCCCACGUGCAGCCUAAACGUGGACCUUAUCUAUACAAUGAACCAAAGAAGAAUAAUAUUCUGUUCACACCAACGCAAGUGGAAGCCAUCCGCUCGGGCAUGCAGCCAGGGUUGACGCUCGUCGUUGGACCCCCCGGGACAGGUAAAACGGACGUGGCGGUCCAGAUAAUAUCGAACCUGUACCACAACUUCCCGUGGCAGCGCACGCUGGUGGUGACGCACAGCAACCAGGCGCUCAACCAGCUGUUCGAGAAGGUGGCCGCGCUGGACGUGGACGAGCGCCACCUGCUGCGUCUGGGACACGGCGAGGAGGCGCUGCAUACCGACAAGGACUUCUCGAGAUACGGGCGCGUGAACUACGUGCUGGCGAAGCGGCUGGAGCUGCUGGAGCAGGCGGCGCGGCUGCAGCGCGCGCUGCACGCGGGCGGCGAGGCGGGCGCCACGUGCGAGCUGGCGCACCACUUCUACGUCUACCACGUGCGCCCGCGCUGGGACGACUUCCUGCUCAUCUGCGCACACGAUAAGACGAAAUCAGUGGAAACAAUUAGCAAAGAGUUUCCGUUCCACGAGUUCUUUGAGGACGCGCCCAAACCUCUGUUCCCGGGAAAAUGUUAUGACGAAGAUAUGGAGAUCGCUCGGAGUUGCUACAGGUACAUAGAUCACAUAUUCGAAGAGUUGGAGGAGUUCCGCGCGUUUGAAUUACUGCGCUCUGGUUUGGAUCGAUCUAAGUAUUUGUUGGUGAAAGAAGCUAAAAUUAUCGCGAUGACUUGCACGCACGCCGCGCUCAAACGAUCAGAAUUAGUACAAAUGGGUUUCAAAUACGACAACAUUCUUAUGGAGGAAUCAGCUCAGAUCCUGGAGAUAGAGACGUUCAUUCCCCUGCUGCUGCAGAACCCUCAGGAUGGCAGGUCGCGGCUGAAGCGGUGGAUCAUGAUCGGAGACCACCACCAGCUGCCGCCCGUCGUCAAGAAUAUGGCCUUCCAGAAGUACUGCAACAUGGAGCAGAGCCUCUUCACCAGGAUGGUGAGGCUCGGUGUUCCAUAUGUGGAGCUGGAUGCCCAGGGACGUGCGAGACCAAGUAUUUGCAACCUGUACCGGUGGCGGUACCGCGCGCUGGGCGACCUGGGCCACGUGCUGCGGCUGCCGGAGUACCGCGCGGCCAACGCCGGCCUCAGGCACGACUUCCAGCUCAUCGAUGUUGCUGACUUCAACGGCGCCGGAGAGACGGAACCCAGCCCAUACUUCUAUCAGAACUUAGCGGAGGCGGAGUACGUAGUGGCAGUGUUCAUGUACAUGCGGCUGGUGGGCUGGCCGGCCGAGCGCAUCUCCAUACUGACCACAUACAACGGACAGAAGCACCUCAUACGAGACGUCGUCGACAAGCGCUGCGCCGCCAACCCGCUCAUCGGCAGGCCGCACAAGGUGACGACAGUGGACAAGUACCAAGGGCAGCAGAACGACGUGGCGCUGGUGUCGCUGGUGCGCACGCGCGCGGUGGGCCACGUGCGCGACCUGCGCCGUCUCGUCGUGGCCGCCUCGCGCGCGCGCCUCGGACUCUACAUCUUCGCGCGCGCAGACCUCUUCCGCAACUGCUUCGAGCUGCAGCCCACAUUCAACCAGCUGGUGGAGCGGCCGCUGCAGCUGGAGCUGGUGGCGGGCGAGACGUUCCCGGCGCAGCGCGGCGCGGGCGCGGCCGUGGCGGAGGCGCGCGUGCGGCGCGUGCGCGACAUGCCGCACAUGGCGCGCUACGUCUACGACAUGUACCUCGACAUCGUGCGUCUGCGCACCGGCCAACAACACGCGGAGGGCGACUGGGUCCCUCCGGGCAGCGAGAGCGCCGCCCGCCCGCGCUCGCCGGGCCCGCCCGCCGCCGCGCCCCCCGCACCAGGCGCGCCCCCUGCGUCCGCCGCACCCACCGCGCCCGCCGAACCCCCCGCAAACACCUUUACGCCCACAGACAUUGUCAAUGAAAUUGAAGAUAUGCCAGACAACUAACGCGACAUUACCCCAUUUUACUAAACCCCCUAACAACAUCGGAGUUAUAGUGAAUUUAAACCAUAUUGUUCUAGAUUUAAGAUCACUUGAUUGUAAUAUACUCUUUAAUGAUGAA